AGAGAAGGCACCAACUACUAAUAUCUUGUAGUUUGAGUUUGCUUCUUAUUUGUUUCCCUUUUGAACACAGUGAAAAAAAUGGAAGAUAACUUGAAGAGAAGCAACUUUGAAGUGUUGGGAAUGUGCUGUGCCACAGAAGCGGCACUGGUUGAAAGAAUUCUGAAGCCUCUGCAUGGAGUCAAAGAUAUCUCAGUGAUAGUCCCUACCCGAACAGUCACUGUGGUCCAUGAUAUUCUCUUGAUUUCUCAGUCACAAAUAGCUGAUGCACUGAAUGCUGCAAGGCUUGAAGCCAGUUUAAGUCUACAGGGAGAGACUGAUAAUGACAAGAAACGGCCAGAUUUACCAACAAUGGCAUGUGGAUUUUUAUUGGCACUUUCUUUCUUGAAGUAUAUAUAUCACCCUUUGGGAUGGUUGGCACUUGGUUCUGUUGUCAUUGGCUUCCCUAAGGUUCUAUUCAGGGCUAUAGCCUCCAUUAAGGCUCUCACUCUUAAUAUCAACAUUCUUGUUCUAUUAGCAGUGUGUGGCACUGCUGCUUUACAAGAUUUUUGGGAGGCAGGAGUCAUCAUAUUCCUGUUCUCCAUUGCUCAAUGGCUUGAGACAAGAGCAACUCACAAGGCAGUGGUUGCGAUGUCCUCAUUAACGAACAUGGCUCCGCAAAAGGCCGUUGUUGCUGAAACUGGGGAGCGUGUUGAUGUCAAUGAUGUAAAGAUUAAUACCAUCCUUGUGGUUAAGGCUGGCGAUGAUAUUCCUCUUGAUGGAGUUGUGGUGGAAGGAAAGUGUGAAGUUGACGAAAAGAUGUUGACAGGAGAAUCAUUCCCUGUAACCAAAGAGUUAGAUUCAUUAGUCUGGGCUGGAACUAUUAAUCUGAACGGAUAUAUAAGUGUAAAAACUACUGUGUUGGCAAAAGACACAAUGGUGGCAAGAAUGUCAAAGCUUGUUGAAGAGGCUUCUAGCAGAAAAUCUCGAACACAAAGAUUCAUAGACAAUUUUGCCAGGUACUAUAUUCCUGCUGUUGUCUUGAUUUCAGCAAGCAUUGCUGUGGUUCCGGCUGCAUUAAGAGUUCCUGAUAUUACGCCUUGGUUUCAUCUGGCCAUUGUGGUUUUAUUGAGUGCAUGCCCUUGUGCUCUCAUCCUCUCCACACCUGUUGCAAUCUUUUGUGCUCUUACAAAAGCUGCAAUCAGUGGAUUACUAUUUAAAGGUGGAGAUUAUAUUGAAACACUUUCUGGAAUUAAGACAGUGGCUAUUGAUAAAACGGGCACUAUAACAAGAGGAGAGUUCACUGUGACAGAUUUUUCUGUUGUACAGGACAUAAGCAUUGAAACUUUAUUGUACUGGGUUUCAAGUGUUGAGAGUAAAUCAAGUCAUCCGAUGGCAGCUGCACUAGUGGAAUAUGGAAUGUUGCACUCUGUCAAGGCAAUGCCUGAAAAUGUGGAGAAUUUUCAAAAUUUUCCGGGGGAAGGUGUUGUUGGUACAAUUGAUGGGAUAGAUAUUUAUAUAGGAAAUAGGAGAAUUGGUGCUAGAGCUGGUUCUGAAAGAGUUGAUUGUGACAUGCAAUUUCAAAGCCACGAAAUUUCUACCCCGAAACAAUGCUGUGGACCAACCCUUGUUGGAGUCUUCAACUUAUCUGAUACAUGCAGAUCAGGUGUUUUGGAGGCAAUAGAAGAGCUAAAGUUGUUAGGUGUGAGGUCAGUCAUGCUGACAGGAGAUAGCACUCAGGCUGCUAAGCAUGUUGAGAGUCAAUUGAACCAUGCUCUAGACAUUGUUCAUGCAGAACUUCUACCUGCGGAAAAGGCCAUGAUCAUUGAUAAUUUCAAGAAAGAUGGGAUAACAGCAAUGAUUGGAGAUGGCGUGAAUGAUGCUCCUGCAUUAGCUACAGCUGACAUUGGCAUCUCAAUGGGAAUAUCUGGCUCAGCUCUAGCAAAUGAAACAGGCAAUGCAAUUCUCAUGUCAAAUGACAUGAGAAAAAUACCUGAAGCUAUUCGGCUAGCAAGAAAAACUAUGAGAAAGCUCAUUGAGAAUGUCAUUAUUUCAAUUGGCUUCAAGAGUGCCAUUCUGGCAUUGGCAAUCUCAGGACACCCAAUAGUUUGGCUUGCAGUGUUGACUGAUGUUGGGACCUGUUUACUUGUGAUUCUCAAUAGCAUGUUACUUCUAGAAGAGAAACCAAAACAUGAAAGAGAAUCUACUAGCUCUAAAUAUGGCACCUUCUUGGAAGAUAAGACCAUAACUUUACUUGACAAGAACUAUAAUAGUAAUGAGAACCAAGUGCUUCUUACUAAAGAAAAGUGUGGUAAAGAGUGCUGUAAAAAUGUCAAUCAUCAUGUGGCAACUGUUGAAGUUCAUAUAGUGAAAUCUUGCAAUGGUUGCUGUCUAGGAAAAGUCAAAAUGUGUGAGGAUUCUUCAUACAGAACAAAUAAUAGGUGUGCUAGUUGGCAAGUGCACUACAAGACUAAAAAAUGUGGCACUGGUUCUGUUGUGACACAAGAUGAGAAAAUUGCUGCUACCUUGGAGUCUGUUGGCUAUAAAAUAGAGUCUAUGGAUGAUGUUUCAGAGUUGUCUGAGACAAGUGGGAUUCCAAUGUGCUGCAAGAAUCGAUGCUGUAAUGAUAGAGUAAACAAUAUCAGUAGCCUUAACAAGCCAGAAAUUAUUAUUGAGUGAUUAGCGUUUCAGCAUGCGACUUUAGUUUCAUGCAAUAAGUAUAGGAUUUUGGUGUGACAUUUAUGAAGUCGCACUCUCUUAAUUCAAUAGUAAGUUUUUGUUAUGUGCUUCUCUUAGGCCUUUCAUCAUGAUCAUUGUAAUUUGAACUUAAUUCUUAUUAAUUAAUUUCCCAGAGUAAUUUUU
Molecule: messenger RNA, 2838 nt
Organism: Abrus precatorius (Indian licorice)
Lineage: Eukaryota; Viridiplantae; Streptophyta; Magnoliopsida; Fabales; Fabaceae
Product: putative inactive cadmium/zinc-transporting ATPase HMA3
Exons: 9
Coding region: 79-2655 (858 amino acids)
Biological process (GO): monoatomic cation transport
Cellular component (GO): membrane
Molecular function (GO): metal ion binding; cadmium ion transmembrane transporter activity; zinc ion transmembrane transporter activity
Source: RefSeq, a predicted model, not a curated record